AUGCAGGAUAUUGCUCAAAUUUGGGAGCAAAAUAAUCCGCAUAAGCUGAGAACUGGAUAUAAGGUCUCAGCGCUGAGGCAUCGGAACGUCGCGGUUUUAUUCGAAAUCAAAUUCGGUACUGAAUAUUGGUGGAGGGAAAUGCAAAAACGAAUAAGAAAAGGAAAAUCUGAAAAACAGAAAGAGCUAGACAGAAAAUUAUUCGAAGCCUGUGGAAACGGAUUCCGCGCAAUGGGCCCUCUUGGAAAGCCAAAAUAUCGAGUCGUCCGGCAACUUCUACGAGAAGGCGCGACAAUCGACUUUUUCGCGAAACAAUGCCCGGUCGAUAAUAAUGGAAACAUCGAAGAGCUUGAGCAGCAGAUGGAAAGGUAUCUGACAGACAAGCAGGAAAAGCCACAUGCUCCGCCGGAGUUUCCGGAAGAAGCGUUUACUGAGUUGUGGGAAGAUUACGUUAACUGUAUUGACAUGGUUCAAGAUCGUCUAAGCCAGCAUCCCGAAUGUCACGAUAUCUUUCAACUUUUAGUCAAGCGCUUUGACUACCGCGCUGACACUGUUCCGGAAGUGCGCAAUUGUUCACUGCUCGGCGACGCUAUGAUUUGGCGCAAUUGGCCGGAAAUGCUCUUCCUCCUCAAAAUUCAAAACUUUUGGGCAGCACCAAAAAAAUUUAACUCUUCGAAAACCGCAGAAACAGCAUAUUUAAAGUACUCGUGGGAAUAUGUCGCCACGGAGCCAGACAAGGACGAGGCAGACCGCGACGCAAUAUUAUCAGCAAUCUACGUGUCGAGCGAUAAAUUCAUCAAAACAGCUCAGGAGGACUGGAAGUUGUACAAACAGUGGCUCAAGAAUGAUGGAAACGAAGAGUUCAAAAUUGAUGCUUAUAUGAAGACGACGAUCUUGUCCGUGAUCAACUUUUUCGACAAAAUGUCCUAUCAUCACACCAUGCUCUUUUCAAAGGAGGACUUUGACUGGUUAGCCAAGGAUGACCAAAUCAGCGGGAUGAUGGACAAUCCAGAUACCGACAACUCCGACGAUUCCGAGCCCGAUCAUAAUCAAACUACAUGA
Molecule: messenger RNA, 1059 nt
Organism: Oikopleura dioica
Lineage: Eukaryota; Metazoa; Chordata; Appendicularia; Copelata; Oikopleuridae
Source: the annotation of a GenBank genome assembly